Molecule: messenger RNA, 813 nt
Organism: Phalaenopsis equestris
Lineage: Eukaryota; Viridiplantae; Streptophyta; Magnoliopsida; Asparagales; Orchidaceae
Exons: 3
Coding region: 1-813 (270 amino acids)
Source: RefSeq, a predicted model, not a curated record
AUGAUCAACUUAGUCUUUUCAACAAUUGUAUCGGCUCCUCCUCCCCCCCCCCCCCCGCCCCCCCGCGCGGGGGAGCCGCGCCCCCCCGCGCCCGCGCUUGCCUCGUGGGUUUAUCGAAGCGGAGUUUUCUUACUCGUGUGCGUGUUGUUUAGAAUGAUGUGUGAGCUUCAGAUAUUGAGAUUUGAGGAGUUUCACAAGUUGUUUGAAUUGGGCGGCGUGGCGGCAGCCGAGGAGGACGAGGCGGCGGCGGUGAUGUUUAGAGAGCAUGUGAGGAUAAGGAAGUUUUUGAAAGCUACAAGUCAUAGGUAUAGAAUAUUUAUAAUCGGGUCUUUCGUGACCAUAACGGCUAGUCAGUUGGGAGCUUUGGUGAUGGUGUUGGCUGCCAAAGGUGACAAGAAUUCCUGCAAUUCAGGAGAUCUCGUGGUAAGCUCGGCGGUUCAACUUACCGGUUUUUUGAUGUGUUUAUUUGGAGCGGCGAGGAUAACCCACAGAGCACAGAGAGUGGUCUCCAUUGCAACCCAAUGGCAUAUGGUAAUGUCCUCCUCACCAGCCAACAAAUUAGACCUGAGCGUCAAUCUUGAUGAAUCCGACGGUGAGGAUUGCGAGGCUAAAGUUUCUUCUCUUCAACCUUCGCUUUGCCAAAUAUGUUCCACGUUCGAGUCACGACAAGCUUUAGUGACAUAUUUGCAACACAAUGGUGGGGGGAUCACAUUAUUUGGUUUUGCUCUGGACAGGGGUUUGCUUCACACACUCUUCGCAUUUGAGAUGACUCUGGUUUUGUGGAUCUUGAGCAAAGUUGUUGUUCUCUCUUAA